Messenger RNA from Closterium sp. NIES-65, 1551 nucleotides. Lineage: Eukaryota; Viridiplantae; Streptophyta; Zygnematophyceae; Desmidiales; Closteriaceae. The record is from the annotation of a GenBank genome assembly.
AUGGCAGUGCUGAGCCUGGAGGUCCUUCGGGUGCUUCGUCCCGGCGGGAGCCACUCUCUCCACAGCAGCUGCGCGAGUGGUUUGCUCGGCGCUAGAGCCGUGCUGCUGGAGCUGGUGGUUCUCCGGGCGCUGGAGGCCGUGCUGCUACUCGAGGUCCUGAUGCUGCUGGAGCUGCAGGGGGUUGUGGGGCCACGGGUCCCGGAGGUGCUCGUACUUGAGGCACUGGAGCUGAUGGGCCUCGUUGUGCUCCUGGAAAUGGAGCUGCUGGAAGUGCUAAAGCUGGCGGUGCUGCUGGGGCAGGAGCGGCUGGAGGUACUGGAGCUGGAGCUGCUGGCGCUGCUGGAGCUUCUGGUGGUCCUGCUGGAGAUGGAGCUGUUGGGGGUGCUGGAGCUGGAGGUGCUGCUGGAGCCGGUGCUCCUAUGGGUGCUGGAGUUGGCGCUUCUGGUGCUGCUGGAGGUGCUGCUGGAGCUGGUGGUACUGCUGGAGUUGGAGCUGCCACUGGGGGUGCUGGUUCUGUCCCUGCUGGUUCUGGAGGCGCAACGCGGCCGCGGCCGUACUACGUUCCACUCCUUCAGCAGGAUCUUAUCACAGUUACAGCCCGCCUCCCCACUGCCUGCUCCUUCUCCUUACACUGGUCCGACCGGAGGUCCUGCUGAGCGUCGUGAGCCUGCGUCUCGUCCUGCGUCGCCUGUUCGUGCUGCUAGCACUAGUCGUCGUGGUUCGCGUCAGCGUCCUCCUCCUGUCCCUUGCACGCACCGAAUGGCUCUGCGCCCUUCCACUGCUCCACAGCGUGUCCCUCUGUCGUCUCCUCCUGCGUCCUCUCUUCUUGACCUUUCUGACCCAGACUCUGACUCCCUUCGUGCUGCUAGUCCUACUGUCACGCGUCUCCUGGCCGCUGUUGUCACUGACCCUUCCUUUGAGUCCACUGUUGCGUCUGCCUUAGUUGCUGAGCUUGUCGACUUUGCUGCUCGCUGUCGUCUCGACUACGCCGCUAGUCUUGUUGCUGAGUCUGCAUCUAUCUAUCCUCCGUCCGUCGGGGGUGAGUGUGCUCUUGGCACGGACGUCCUUGAGGACAGGCAGGAGGAGUUUGAGUGCUUUGUAGCUGCUGUACCCCAUCUCGUGUCCAUGCAGAUUGCACCUGAGGGAGACCCGGAUGCACCAGACAUCCCGACCCCGCGCUCUUACGCAGAGGCGAUAGAGGGUCCCUACUCCUCUCAGUGGCAAUCAGCCAUGGAUGCAGAGAUGGCAUCAUGGAAGUCCACAGGCACUUACGUCGAUGAGGUUCCCCCUCCUGGGGCGAACAUUGUCAGUGGCAUGUGGAUUUUCAGGGUGAAGCGGCCGCCGGGUUCUCCGCCUGUCUUCAAGGCGCGUUACAAUGCUCGAGGGUUCAGUCAGCGAGAGGGAGUUGACUUCUUCCAGACCUUCUCCCCGACCCCGAAGAUGACCACUCUUCGGGUUCUGCUGCACGUCGCUCCUCAGCGUGACUACGAGCUUCACUCUCUUGACUUCAGCACCGCUUUCCUACAGGGCAGCCUGCACGAGGAGAUCUAG